This is a messenger RNA of Melozone crissalis (California towhee), 1527 nucleotides long. It is a transcript of the gene TERF1, whose product is annotated as telomeric repeat binding factor 1. NCBI's taxonomy places the organism in Eukaryota, Metazoa, Chordata, Aves, Passeriformes, Passerellidae. The transcript has 10 exons. Gene Ontology annotation, molecular function: telomeric repeat DNA binding; protein homodimerization activity. The record is from RefSeq and is a predicted model, not a curated record. Bases 1 to 1527 code for a protein of 508 amino acids.
AUGCAAGGAAACAUCCACGUUUCGCCUUUGGCUCUUCCAGGAAGCGCGGAACACCGCAGCUCUGAGAGCCACCGCUCCACAUGGGACACGGCAGCUCUCAGAGCCAGCACUCGACAUAGGACAGCACUCCACACGGGACACGGCAGCUCUCAGAGCCCCGCUCCACACGGAACAACGCUCCCUCAGCUUUCCCCCCGCCCCCUAGGCCACCAAAGGGCACUUGCGAAUCAAAACAAGCGCGCUGCGACGACAGCCCGGGCCGUGAGGUGCGGCAGCGCUGAUUGGUUGCGGCUCGGUGAGCGGGGCGGGGCCAGGCGGAACGGCUUUGCUGAUUGGAUGCGAAGCGGGCGGGGCGGUACGAUCGCUCUGAUUGGCUGCAGCGCGGGCGAAGCUCAGGGCCCGCAGCCGUUGGCGCGCGGUUUGAAGAUGGCGACGGCGGCCCAGGGCGCGCCGGACGGCGGCGGCAGCAGCUCCGUGAGCAGCUCCGUCAGUUCGGCCCCGCCGGAGGCCCUGGAGGCCGUGGCCGCGGAGUGGAUGCUGGAGUUCGCCUGCUCCUGCCUGUGCCGACACUUCGCGGAGCAGAGCGGGGCGGAGUUCUGGCGGUGGAGGGACGUUGCGCAGGCUCUUAUUAGUGGCCUCUCCCAAAUACCUCCGCAUCAGAAAAAAACAGUCUAUCUCUGCCAGCUUUUGAUAAGAAUUGCACAAGGAAAAAGCCUUGGAUUACAGUUUGAAAAGGAUAAAAGAAUUUCGCCUUUGGAAUCUGCUCUGUCUUUCUGGACUUUACUUGAAAGGGAAGAAAUUAAACUGGAAAAACUUCAUGAAGAAAUUCGUCGCUUGAUUCAAAUUCAGAUUGUAGCAGUCCAUAUGGAAAACAGGUAUUUCAGGGAAGCUGCUGAAGUUCUUGAAAGGCUGUUCACAGACUCUGAAUCAGAUAAGCCUUUAAGGGUGAAGCUGGCAACCGUAAUUAAAACCAGGGAUCCAUAUGUUCCUCUUCUCCAAAGCUUCAGUUACAGUCUUUUGAUAAGUAAAAUCAAGUCUUACAUUGAACUUUUCAUGAAAGAAAAUGAAACUAACUUCUUAACACAGGAAGCCACAAAACAUGUGGUAUCUAAAGGUUUGGGAGCAACAACAUUGCAGAACAGACCUGUGAAAGUCAAUGAAAAUGGCAGAAGUGAUUUGGAAACAAAACAUAGGUUGGUGAAAGAGAAACAGUAUAUCACAAGUCAGUCAUCUGGAGUCAUAAUAAAACCCAUAGCAAGGAGACAUUCAAGACAGAAGCCCAAAGAGAGCAGAGUUCUUCAGAGUCUUACCAGCAUGCAAAAUGUGGGACAAAAUGAAGUUUCUUUAGCAUGUAGCCGAAGAAGACAGAAAUGGACUCCGAAAGAAGACCUGGAGCUGAAACUGGGAGUAAAGGAGUUUGGAGUGGGUAACUGGGCUAAAAUUUUAGCCCAUGGUGCCUUCGACAACCGAACAGGUGUCAUGUUGAAAGACCGGUGGAGAACAUUGAGCAAGAUGAAACAAAGUUGA